Molecule: messenger RNA, 11013 nt
Organism: Oncorhynchus keta (chum salmon)
Lineage: Eukaryota; Metazoa; Chordata; Actinopteri; Salmoniformes; Salmonidae
Product: kinesin-like protein KIF13B
Exons: 41
Coding region: 227-6643 (2138 amino acids)
Biological process (GO): microtubule-based movement; regulation of protein localization
Cellular component (GO): adherens junction
Molecular function (GO): microtubule binding; microtubule motor activity; ATP binding
Source: RefSeq, a predicted model, not a curated record
GGUUAACGUUUCAGGACAGGUUUAGGACUAUGACUUCAGGGAUCUAUACGGGCGGCAUCAGGAAAUGCAACAGGUGGGAAACUAUUCGUUCUCGAAAUGAUCUGUUGUUGUUCUCCGGAAGGAAGGUGCACUUGAAGAGAACGCUGCCUGAAUUUGGACGCUCGAGUAAGGGGAAAAAUAAGAACUAGUCGCACGUCCAGCCACAGAAAACCCACAGCCAGGCACCAUGGAUGACACCUUGAGUAACUCCAAUGUGAAGGUCGCAGUUCGCGUCCGACCAAUGAACAGAAGAGAAAAAGACCUGAAGACCAACUGUGUGGUGGGGAUGGAGGGGAACCAGACAGUGUUGAACCCUGCUAGUCAGAACCUCAGCAAGGGAGACUCCCGGAAUCAGCCGAAGGUCUUUGCUUAUGAUCACUGCUUCUGGUCCAUGGACGAGUCCGACACAGACAAGUUUGCAGGUCAAGAUGUUGUGUUCCAGUGCCUUGGAGAGAGUCUUCUGGACAAUGCCUUCUUGGGCUAUAACGCCUGUAUCUUCGCCUAUGGACAGACAGGCUCUGGGAAGUCGUACACCAUGAUGGGUUCGUCAGAGCAGCCAGGUCUGAUCCCGCGGCUGUGCAGCUCUCUGUUUGACCGGACUCUACAGGAUCAGAGGGAGGGAGAGAGCUUCACUGUCGAGGUCUCCUUUAUGGAGAUCUACAACGAGAAGGUUCGCGACCUACUGGACCCUAAAGGAAGUCGUCAGGCCCUGCGAGUGAGAGAACACAAGGUUUUCGGGCCGUACGUCGACGGUCUGUGUCGUCUGGCUGUAGCCUGCUAUAAGGACAUAGAGUGUCUGAUGUCAGAGGGUAACAAGUCUCGUACAGUAGCAGCCACCAAUAUGAACGAGGAGAGCAGCAGGUCCCACGCUGUCUUCAACAUCAUCCUCACACACACUCUAAUGGACCUGGGUUCUGGGACCAGUGGGGAGAAGGUCAGUAAGCUGAGUCUGGUGGAUCUGGCUGGCAGUGAGAGAGCUGCUAAGACUGGAGCUACUGGAGAGAGAAUGAAGGAGGGGAGCAACAUCAACAAGUCUCUGAGCACGCUGGGCCUGGUGAUCUCAGCGCUGGCAGACCAAGGAGCAGGGAAGAACAAGACCAAGUUUGUUCCCUACAGAGACUCAGUUCUCACCUGGCUACUCAAGGACAGUCUGGGUGGUAACAGUAGGACAGCCAUGGUGGCCACGGUGAGUCCAGCAGCUGAUAACUACGACGAGACGUUGUCCACGCUGCGCUACGCUGACCGGGCUAAGAGCAUCGUCAACCACGCCGUCGUCAACGAAGACCCCAACGCACGCAUCAUCAGAGAGCUACGGGAAGAGGUGGAGAAACUACGAGACCAACUCACUGAGGCUGAGUCUAUGAAGGCUCCAGAUUUGAAGGAGAGGCUGGAGGAGUCCGAGAAACUGAUUCAGGAGAUGACAGUUACCUGGGAACAGAAACUACGGAAGACUGAGGCAGUGGCUCAGGAGCGACAGAAACAGUUGGAGUCUCUAGGUAUCUCUCUCCAGUCGUCUGGCAUCAGAGUGGUAGACGACAAGUGUUUCCUUGUCAACCUCAACGCCGACCCUGCACUCAAUGAGCUACUGGUUUACUAUCUAAAGGAGCACACGCGUGUUGGCUCAGCUGACUCUCAGGACAUUCAGCUGUGUGGUAUGGCCAUCCACCCUGAACACUGCGUCAUCAACAUCACCGCGGAGACUGGAGUGGUGCUCACGCCACACCGCAGCUCCCGUACGUGUGUGAAUGGCUCUUCAGUCACCAACCCUGUCCUGCUUCACCAUGGAGACCGGAUCUUGUGGGGAAACAACCACUUCUUCAGGAUCAACCUGCCCAGACACCUGGCCCAUGCGGGGGGUGAGGAUGAGGCGGGUGGUGUGAUGAAGAAUUGCCUCAGUACUGACCAGUUGGAAGUGGAUUUUGACACGGUCAGCAAUGUGUCCAGUGAGGUCAGCUUUGGCUACGAGUUCGCCCAGACAGAGGUCAUGAUGAAGGGCAUGGGCAGCGACGACCCCAUGCAGUCUGUCCUCCAGACGUUGGAGCGACAGCACGAGGAGGAGAAGAGGACGGCUCUGGAGCGACAGAGACAGAUGUACGAGCAGGAGCUGCAGCAGCUGAGGAAGCGGCUCCCUCCUGCAGAGAAACACACUCUGCUGCUGCCGAGCCCUGGGCCUGACCUGGAGCCAGCCGGACCCUCAGCAGCAUCGAUCGCAUCAUCACCCUGCGCCCAGACACGCAUGCGGAGAUGGAGCGAGGACAGAGAGGCCAUGAUGACUCGUAGCCUGCGUAGACUGAGGGAGCAGAUCGUCAGAGCUAACCUGCUGGUGCAGGAGGCAGGCUUCAUAGCUGAGGAACUCAACAAGAGGACGGAGUACCUAGUCACACUGCAAAUACCUGCUGCUAACCUCGACGCCAACAGGAAGCGUGAUGCGGUGCUAAGUGAGCCUGCGGUGCAGGUGAGACGUAAGGGUAAAGGGAAACAGAUCUGGGCUCUGGAGAAGAUGGAGAACAGACUGGUGGACAUGAGAGAACUGUACCAGGAGUGGAAGGACUACGACGAUGACAACCCUGUGAUGCGUUCCUACUUCAAGCGUGCCGACCCGUUCUUCGACGAGCAGGAGAACCACAGUCUGAUAGGAGUGGCCAACGUGUUUCUGGCCUGUCUCUUCUACGACGUCAAGCUGCAGUACGCUGUACCCAUCAUCAACCAGAAGGGAGAGGUUGCAGGGCGUCUACAUGUGGAGGUGUGGCGAGGGAGCGAGGGGCUGGAGAAAGUAGAGACCAGUCCAGAUGGCGAGACACAGGAACGCAAAAUGGAGUGUGUGGUCAGGAUCCUGCAGGCUACAGGUCUUCCUCGUCACCUGUGUAACUUUGUGUUCUGCCAGUACCAUUUCUGGGGGCAGGAUGAGCCUGUGUUCAUCGCCCCAGAGGUGGAGCCUACACCCCCCUCAGCCACCAGCAGAGAUCCCCUCUGCACCGUACUUUUCGACAGUAGCAAGGAGCUGGAGGUGUGUGUGUCCGAGGAGUUUGUGGAGUUUGUGGCGGAGGGGGCAGUGGCCAUCGAGGUGUUUGGACAUAAACAGGUGAACCACCGCAGGAACCUGGCUCUCUGGGAUCUGGGAGUCAUUCAGGCCAAGACACGAACCCUCAGAGAGAGGUGGAGUGAGGUGACUCGUAGGCUGGAUCUCUGGGUUCAGGUGUUGGAGCUGAAUGACGCAGGAGAGUUCACACCUGUAGAGGUCCUACCACCCAAGGACGUACGCACCGGGGGCAUCUUCCAACUCAGACAGGGCCAGUCUCGUCGUUUGCAGGUGGAGGUACGGUCUGUACCUGACUCAGGAACCAUGCCCCUCAUCGCCACAAACAUCCUCUCUGUAUCCAUUGGCAACGUGGAGGUACGAGAGAUCUGCCGCUGGGAUGAGGACGUGGACAGCUAUCAGGAAGGUGAUCUGGAGAGGUUGAGAGACCAGUGGCUGACCACUCUCACUAAGAGGCAACAGUACCUGGACCAGCACCUGCAGAAGAUGGUCCAAAAGCCCGAUAAGUCAGAGGAUGACGUGGAGAGGGAGGCCCAGCUGUUAGAGUGGCGUUUGACCCUGACAGAGGAACGUAACUCCGUCCUGUUACCUUCGGCUGGUAGCGGGAUCCCUGGAGCCCCCGCUGAGAGAGAUCCUGUUCCUGGGAUGGAGGCACACAUUCCUGUUCUCUUCCUGGACCUCAGUGCUGAUGAUUUCCAGGAUAACCUAUCUGCUCCACUGGCUGGGGGUCUAGAUGCCAUGCUUAACCAGGAGGAUGAGGAUGCGUUUUUUGACUUGCACAUCGUCAAGCACUACGAUGGAGGAGAGGUUGGUGCAGAGGCGUCGUGGGACUCUACGGUACAUAACUGUCCCCAGCUGAGUCGCAGUGUGUCAGCUGACCUCAGGGUGUACCUGAUCGUCAGGGUCGUAGUUCAGCUCUCUCACCCUGCUAACAUGCACCUGGUCCUCCGAAAACGAAUCUGUGUCAACCUAGCUGGACGACAGGGUUGGGGUCAGAGUCUGUUCAAGAGGAUGUCUCAUCGCAGCACCAUCCCUGGUUGUGGAGUCACCUUCGAGAUCGUCUCCAACAUCCCUGGGCAUGUCCAGGGUCCAGAGGACAGAGAGAUGCUGGCCAGACUAGCAGCCAGUGUUGAUGUUCAGGAUGUCCAGUCAGGGGACAGUGAGGCUGCCAUAGAGAAGUACCUCCGCAGUGUCCUGGCUGUAGAGAAUAUACUCACCCUGGACCGACUACGACAGGAAGUAGCAGUAAAGGAGACGUUGUCUGUCAAGGCCAAGUCUCCAAGUCGUGCUCUCAGCUCUCCUAACGUGAACCGGCUGUCAAGAUCCUGGAGCAGACAGGAUCUGUCCUCCAAUCACAGGCUAGAUGACAACAAGGGCUGGUCAGAGAGUAACCAGGACCUGUCAGUGUUCUCUCCACCGUCCAACUCCAGGCGCCUCCUGCCUAGCUCCGCUCCGCCUCUGGCCCAGAACAUCCACCCUGAGACGAUCAAGACUCUGGUUCCUCCUGUCCCUAAACUGCUAAAGUCCCUGUUCCCAACCAGGGAGGAGAAGAGAGACCUGACCCAUGUCCCACAGCAGCCUCUCCCUCAGAGCCUACCUCGCAUUGUAGUGCAGUCCGCAAGUGUUGAAGAGGACUUGGAUACAAAACUUAGUCGUCACUUGGUUCCCAUUGGGGUAACCGUCCACCCAAAGUGCCAAUCAGAGGCUGGGAAAACCAUGCCCCUCCCACCGGCUAUCAUCCCUCCACUCAUCCCUGAGAUAGAAGACCCCUUCCCCAGUCCGGUCAGCGAGGCAUCUAGUGGCUACAUGUCCACCAGCGUCUCCACGGCAACCCUGUCAGAGGCUUACCUGAUUUGUGGGGACCUCGGUCUGUCAGCCAAUCUCAAUCCAGAUGGCUUUGAGGUGACGCACAGGUCGUUCGAGUCCGACAUCGGUCGGUGUCUUCAUCAGGAGUCUAACAUGGCCGACCAGGAGGAAGAGAGGGCCACUGCUACUGACCUGGAGGCUUCAGAGAAACAGAGGACUGAUAUUGAUACACUACGAGCAGACUCUUCUCUCCCAUUGGAACCACAUGGAACCUCCGCAGAACCUCUUCUCAUAUCAAAACCCUAUAAAUCCUCAGGAGAACCUGAAGAUAUGAUUCCACCAGAGUCACUGACACACAAGUUUACACAAGAAUACUACAGACUACUACCGUGUGAAGAAUCAAUCCAACCAGAGUCACUGACACCGUCUACACAACAACAGUCUGUAGUAUCUAAUGAGUCUGAACCACCAGUCCAGCCAGUCAAGUCUGUACAAGAACAACUGAGACAGUCUUCACCAGACAAGUCAACAGAAAAACUGUCUGUAGUAUUAGACCAGUCAGAACCACCAGUCCACAUUAAAGACCCAGUCCAGUUAGAAGAACCACCAGUGGAGCCAAAGCCACCUCUAGACCAGCUAGCACCUCUAGACCAGCUAGCACCUCUAGACCAGCUAGCACCUCUAGACCAGCUAGCACCUCUAGACCAGCUAGCACCUCUAGACCAGCUAGCACCUCUAGACCAGCUAGCACCUCUAGACCAGCUAGCACCUCUAGACCAGCUAGCACCUCUAGACCAGCUAGCACCUCUAGACCAGCUAGCACCUCUAGACCAGCUAGCACCUCUAGACCAGCUAGCACCUCUAGACCAGCAAGCACCUCUAGACCAGCAAGCACCUCUAGACCAGCUAGCACCUCUAGACCAGCUAGCACCUCUAGACCAGCUAGCACCUCUAGACCAACUAGCACCUCUAGACCAGCUAGCACCGGCAGACCAGCCUGAACCUGCACUUACCCCUGUAAAGCCUCUGGUUGUCGAGCUUGCACCUAGCCAGCCAGCCCUAGCCCCAGCCCCAGCCCCAACCCUGGCUUCAGCUCCAAUCACGGCCGUAACUCCUGCUCCUGUCCCACCCAAAGCCCCUCUCCUAACCACUGUCCCAACCCUUCUUCCAGCACUAGUUGUCAAACCUCCCAGUAGCUCGGCAGCAAACCCAUUCAAGAUUCAGAAAGUAAAGACGUCCGAUCUGAAGUCCUUCCAUCCUAUCGUAAAUGAGGAUGAGAGCCAGGCCAGGAACAGUGGUCUUGGUGCUGAUCUCUCUCUUCCUCUUGAUAUCCUCUCUGACUCAGACGAAGGAGUCACUGACACAGCCACAGAGGUGCCUGACUGGCUGAAGGAGGGGGAGUUUGUGACUGUAGGAACGAAUAAAAGUGGCACUGUGCGCUACGUGGGACCUACGGAUUUCGCAGACGGAACCUGGGUUGGAGUGGAGCUGGACUUACCUGCGGGGAAAAACGACGGGUCUGUGGGUGGAAAGCACUACUUUCACUGUAACCCUGGUUACGGAGUGUUGGUGCGUCCUGAUAGGGUGAGCCGUGGAGGAGUCGGGGGCGGGGCUAAGGAGAAGCGGCGACAGCAGCAGAAGCGGCGCAGUGCUAACCUAUCAGGGUCCAGCCCUAACCUGGCUGCCCUCACUGCCCUGGCCAAGGGAGAGGGGACUGGGGCCAGUCGCAAAGGAGACAACCGUAAAUCCUGGAACAGCUGAGAGGAGAGUGUAGCAAGGUUGGGGUCAAUUUCAUUUCAAUUCAGUCAAUUCAAGAAGGAAACUGGAGUUACAAUUUAAAUUUCCCCAGAACACAUCUCUAGAGAUGCAUUGAGGAAAAUUUGAAAUUCGAUUUUUCAGUUUACUUUCCGAAUUGCUGGAAUUGAAACGAGAUUGACCCCAACCUGGUGGGUACUAGACACGACGCAACGCCACAACCAACUAGUAGAGGUGCAACCCGAAAACCACAGCAACAUCAAGACAUAAGAGGUGCACCGUUUUGUUGUUUUAAAUGUUCAGUCACCUAUGGACAGGUGGAGGAGAGGCCCAGUUCACGCUGCUGGCUGCAUCAAGGAGUAGGAUUAAGUUACCCCCUAGUCACUGAUCUUGGGUCAGUUUGACUUUUUCCCCACUCAUGAAUAAGGUUAGUAUUGGGGGGAGGGGAUGCAGAUUCUAGAUCUGUACCUAGGGGUAACUUCAUCCCGGAGCCAGUUUUGUGAAGUUGCCCCGAGUCACUGAUCUUGGGUCAGUUUAGCAUUUUCCUCACUAAUGGUUUGGGAGAGGAGGGGAAAGCUGAUCCUAGAUCUUGGUUAAUCUAGGGCAGGUGUGUCAAACUCAUUCCAUGGAGUUUUUUUGUUUGUUUUUCCUUUCAAUUAUUAAGACUAAGACAACCAGGUGAGGGAGUUUCUUACUAAUCAGUGACCUUAAAGCAAAAACACACCGAGAAUCUGACUGUCCAUAGACUGCCGAUGGGUACUUAUAACAGUGGGAGGCCAUUCCUUCAAAACAAAAGAGGUACCUGCUGCAUGCCGACCCAUCAUAUCAACGAACCUACCAAUUCUAUUUGUGGAAUCGCAAUGCUCGUCAGUGGCCAACAAUUUGACUUUGAACCAAUCAGAGAGCACCAACCCCCAAGUGGGAGAGCCAAUAAAAAAAAUAGGUCAUUUUCUCCAUACGUCCGUCCACGAAUGAGCCAGUCACACUUCAUAUGCAAUGUUAGGCUAUGAGAGGGUAGCUAGCUAAGUGCACAGACGCAAUGCACACAACACUAAAUACUUACUCCAAACAAGCUUACCACUGUAGCUAGUAAUCACAAUGGAUUAGCUAGUUUCCAUGAAACUGUGUUAGCUGCUGAGUUAGUGCAGUGUCCUUAGCUAUGUUAUGCUAGCAAGCUAAACAUUUGGCUAGGGACUGGCAGUAUGGGAUUAUGGAGAGUUAAUUAAAUGGUUUCUUUGUCAUCUUGCUUGGUAGUUAUCUAGCUGUGGCCUUCUGGUUAGUAUCAACAAAGACUUUCUACUAUGCUUGGGUGAUAUACCUUAUAUCGGGGUGUUUUCGAAAUAGCGUUGGUAUGAUUUUCAAUACCAAUGGUUUGCUAACUUGCCAGCUAAGUUGCUAGACGUCAAGGUCACACUUCUUGUUUACAGCAGAGCCAUUCAAUCCCCUCCUGGGUGGAUCAAGAUCCCUGUUGCUUAAAUUGUUUUGAGCAUUUAAAAAAAAAAAAUGUUUAAUGUUUUUUAUGGCGCCCCCUUGUGUGCACAUUCGGUAAUACCGUAUACCCUGGUAUGGUACAGAAACGGUAUGAACCUCUGGAUACUUCCCGACCCUACUUUCUACGAAAUAGCAACAUUAGCACAGAUAGCUUGGAAUCUAGACCAUAGGCAAUGGCAUUGCCAAACGACGCUACUGCCACCUUCUGGUUUGGAGUAUGUUAACAAGGCUGAGUGGCUGACGACUUCAAAGGUCUUUGCUGUGUGAACACAAACCAGAGAUUGACUGCCGCACUGUUCGGAGGUGCUAAGUACUGUCAGGCAAACGUUUGACAAGCCUACCGCUGUGUCUUAGCUUAGCUGUGUCUUCACUUUAAUUCAUCAAUCCAGUACAAGGGAGGCGGCGAAACUUGCACACACUCGGCACUCUUUGGAAUGAGUUUGACACAUGACCUAUAGGGCAGGGGUUCUCAAAGUAGGAUCUGCGGACAACUGCAGGGGGUCUGCUGCUAGAACUUUUUAUUUUUUUGUACUUUUUUUGGGGUGGGGGGUGUAUUACGAACAAAAGAUUGAACAACUUUUGGCCAAGGUAUCCGCAGAAUAAGUUUAAUGUGUUAAAUUACUACUAUUACAUUGUAUUGUAUUAAUGUUCUUGACCCAGGAGACUCACAGGGAUAUUGGUAUCCACAGUACUCCACCAAUUAUCUUUUCUUUCUUUCGUUUUUUACAUAAAUGUGAUUCAAGUUCUAAAAUGGCAAAGUCUUUGCCUCAUGGCAAAAUGUGCAGAAUUCCAGGAUGAUAGUUUUAAAACUGCAACUUUUUCUCUCCGAUGCCAAGAGGCCUUUUUUAAACGUUUCCUCUCCGGGCCCUCGACUUGUUUCGUUCAGCCUUUGCACUGCAGACGGCAUAGUAAAACGCCUUGUAGGCUGUUUUUAACACACUGGAGAUGUCUUCUGAUUAUGAGCGGGUCCUUGUUGAAUUUUCUAUCACAAAAGGGGUCCCAGGCCCCAAACCGUUUGAGAACCCCUGACCAAGGGGGGAAACUUCACCUCCAGAGCUUUCUUUCAUAUCAUCUGAAUGUAUUUUUUUGUCUGAUUGGGUCUCUCAGGUUCUCAAAUAACACAUGCCAUAUUUUAUUUACCAGGGUUGCGAUCAAUUCCAUUUCAUUUCAGGAAAUACACAAAUUCCAAUUCUAUUCAAUGCUUUUCAAUUAGGAAUUUUGUUUACUUUCUGAAUUGACUGAAAUUGAAAUGGAAUUUGCCCCAACCCUGGUUAUUACAACUGUGUGGCAGAACAAUAUGAUAUCAUGAUCUGUUUUUAGCUAACAGGAAAUAUUCUGUGUAUUAACUUUACUUCAACUGUUUGAUUGGAUCAUUUUAUGUUUGGAUGUUAUGUUAUCAAGUUUUGGGAUAGUGUGGGACAGGUAGAAUGCAACCUGGUAUAUAUUUUUGUUCAGUAUACAUAAAACACAACGCAACGUGAACGCAAUGUGAAAUGUUGUCCCAUGUUUUAAUGAUCCCAGAAAUUAUCCAUAUGUUCAGAAAGCUUAUUAUUCUCAAAUUUUGUGCACAUAUUUUACAUCCCUAUUUAGUGAGAAUUUUUCCUUUGCCAAGAUAAUCCAUCCACCAGACAGGUGUGGCAUAUCAAGAAGCUGAUCAUAUGACCAUAACAGAGGUGCACCUUGUGCUGGGGAUAAAAUGUGCAGCUUUGUCACACAAUUCCACAGAUGUCUCAAGUUUUGAGGAGCGUGCAAUUGGCAUGCUGACUGCAGGAAUGUCCACCAGAGCAGUUGCCAGAGAAUUUAAUGUUAAUUUCUCUACCAUAAGCCACCUCCAAUGUCGUUUUAAAGAAUUUAGCAGUAUGUCCAACCUGCCUCACAAACGCAUGUAACCACGCCAGCCGGCUUCUUCACCUGCGGGAUCGUCUGAGACCAGACAGCUGAUUUAAACUUUUUUUUUAAAUAUACUUUUUACCCCCUUUUCUCCACAAUUGGUAGUUACAGUCUUGUCCCAUCGCUGCAACUGCCAUACAGACUUGAGAGAGGUGAAGGUCGAGAACCAUGCGUCCUCCGAAACACGACCCUGCCCCACUGCUUCUUGACACACUGCUCGCUUAACCCGGGAACCAGCCGCAACAAUGUGUCAGAGGAAACGCCGUACAACUGGCGACCGUGUCAGCGUGUAUGUGCCCGGUUCCGCCACAGGAGUCUCUAGAGCGCGAUGGGACAAGGACAUCCCGGCCGGCUAAAUCCCUCCCCUAACCCGGGCCAAUUGUGCACUGCUUCAUGGGUCUCCCGGUCGCGGCCGGCUGCGACACAGCCUGGGAUCGAACCCGGGUCUGUAGUGACGACUCAAGCGCCACUCGGGAGGCCCGCUAAGGAGUAUUUCUGUCUGUAAUAAAACCCCUUUUGUUGGCGGGGGAAACAACCAAUUCUGAGUGGGUGGGACUGGCUCUCAAGUGGGUGGGCCUAUGGCUUCCUAAGCCCACCCAUGGCAGCGCUCCUGCCCAGUAAUGUGAAAUCUGUAGACGAGUGUCUAACCAAUUUAUUUCAAUUGACACAUUUCCUUAUAUGAACUGUAAGUAAUUUUUGAAAUUGUUGCUAUUUGCGUUUAUAUUUUUGUUCAGUAUAGUUGCUGUGCAUGGAUGGGUUCUGUUUUGUAUGCAGAUUUAUGUAAUGUAUUAAGGGGUUUAACACAUUACACAUUAGGCUUUGUUUUUAAUUAUUUUUCAAAUGUUUUAUACGUGCAUUCAGUCUGGUCUGACUGUAUGAAUGUUCCAUUUUAUUUCUAGAUGGAAAUUAGACAUUUUUAAAAGAAAUCGAUGGGAUGACCACUAAUCUCUUUUUUUAAUAUCAAUAUGGUGGUUACAAUAAACUGUAUACUUCUA